CCUGAUUUACCUCCAAAACCAACAAUAAAGAAAGCAUUGCGAAGCAAUAACCCACAGGGUCUUGAAGUUACAGAUAAUGAUCCUGUAGAAGUUAUGCGUAAACAAUUAAAAAACCUCCAAAUCAAUCUAACUAAAAUGAAAAAAGCUACGAAAAAGAAUUCUAACAAGCCUAAAUCUUCUAAUCGCAAGACCAAAACCAAAUCUAGAACCAAAAAAUCAAGUCGAUCAAAACGUGUUAAUGCUCAUAUAAUUUCAGAUAAAUCAUCUUCAGACUCUAGCGAUAGCGAAAAUAGUACAAUAUCUAGUGAAAAUGAACUUGAAACCAAUACCUUGGCACGUUCAUGGAAUGAAUCAGAAUCAGAUUUCUCUAGAACUAGUGACAAGAGAUCAAAGAAGCACAAAAGUGCUAGGUCAAAAACUUCUACCAAAAAAUCUAGUAAUGCCUCUAAUAAAAAGAAUAAUAAAGUUAGACCUGAAGGGUCAUUGCUUCACAAUACUAGGUCACUUAAAAUUCCUACAGAUAAUAUUAGCCUAAAUGCAUUUUUCGCUAUUUUACGGUCAAUGGUUAAUUCAUUUACUCAUACACAACCUAAAGAAGUCUCAAUUAAUAGUUAUAAUAUGAUUAAUGCCGAAUUCAUUGCACUGAAAGAUCCUGUUCUAAAUCAUUUUACUUCGAAUUUCUCAGACAAGGAACAAGAAAAGUUUUGGCAUGAGAUUACUAUAAUAUUCUCUCACAUUUUGCAACCAAUAUCAGAUCUAAUUCGAAUUGCUUCUCAGCAAACAAAUAUACCACCCAAAACAGCCCCAGAAGAGAUACAAUCAGAAGCAGAAAUUUCAUGGCCAAAUCCUAUAGAAAUUAAUUUUAUUCGUAAAAUUAUUCCUAAUGAU
Molecule: messenger RNA, 888 nt
Organism: Cetraspora pellucida
Lineage: Eukaryota; Fungi; Glomeromycota; Glomeromycetes; Diversisporales; Gigasporaceae
Source: the annotation of a GenBank genome assembly